CCCGGCGCCGCCAUGGCCGUCCCGGGGCACAGGCCGCAGCUGUUCCGCUGGCAGCGCCUCGCCGCCGGGGCCAGGCCGGAGCCAAAGUUUGACUCCUGUAGCUUGGGACACUGGAUCAAGAGAAUGGACCGAGCCUCUGACUAUGGUGCCUCUGAAGCUUUUUCCCUUCAACAGUCAAGGUAUCCACAGAGGCCUUGUGGUCCUGUGACAAGUUUGGAAACCGUGCAGCUGCUCCAAGAUCACGAUGAGGCCUGUGAGGAAGCCCAGGAGCUGCUCAGUAACUGGAUGAAGUCCAAACUGCAGCUGGAGCUGAUGACCGAUGGAGAGGAAGAAGCUGACUCUGUCCUCCUGGAAAAGCCUUCUGAAGCCCCUCUGAAGUACGAGCAGUUUGAUGACUUGUGUGGCUAUCUGGAACAUGAAUUGGAAAGUUCUUCUGUCCAAGAAUAUUUACAGCAUCUUUUGCAGAGUGAAGUUGUGAACUGUGCGAUAGUGGAAGGCCUUAGACUUGAAAACAAGGAAAAACAACAACUUGCAGAUCCACGAAUAAUCAUGGAGCUCAGACACAAGCAGGUAAAAGAAAACCGAAUGAGGCAUCAGAAGGCAUUAGCGUUUCACAGACAGGAAGAGUCCCUGAAAAAAUCAGUUCUGUCUGAGGCCAGGCUCCAAGCACAGGAGGAGGACAGGAGGAAGGCUCUGAAGGCCAAGAAGGAGGAGGAGGAGAUCCAGAGGGAAAUGGUGAAGCUGCGAAAGGAAAUGGCUGAGAAGAGGCAUACCAUGGCAGAAGCAUGGAGAAUGGAGCGGAAGAGACAAGAAAAAAGUCAGAAGCUGCUAAUGCAGGAGGUAUCUAGUACUGCUUCACCACUCCUCGUCCUGAAGAGAGAAGAGCAAAGAGAAGAGAAUGAGAGAAGGGCUCAGGAGCUGCUACGCAGGAUUCACACCAAUAAGCAGAGAUGCAUGCAGCGCCAUUUCUCUGCUUGGCUGAAAGUCAUUCUGGAGCACAGAAUUAAAACGGGAAAAGCCAGUGCCUUUGCCGACUGGAAAUGCCAACUGAAGGCCCUGCGAGCAUGGAGAAACUAUACUUGGGCCCAGAAAGUAGAGCAGGAAACACAGCAAUUGGAACUUCAUCUCCAAGAUCAAAACAGGAAAGAACAACUGUCUGCAGAGCACAACCAGCAACGGCUUUUGCGCAGCUGCUUUCUGGCAUGGCAGCACUGGAGCCAAGCAGAGGCAGAAAACCGAAAGCUGCAGAUCAAGAGGGAGGAGACCAAGAGAAAGAUGGCACAGCUGCUGGAGGCAAUUUCACUGGGGAAGGGUGGUCUGGAUAGGCCACUAGAGGUUAAUGAGCCUGGAACGGCAGAAGUAAAGCAUCAUCAACAGUUGCAGCAAGACAAGCUAACUGAAACUUGCCUCAUACAGAAAGAACCUGACCAGACCAGAGACCAGUCUUGUUGGGAUGCUGCUGACACAUCUCAUUCCUACAGAAAACCCAAAUUUGCAUGGGGGAUUACCCUAAACCACACAGCCCCAAGUGCCCAGGACCAGGCUGUGUACAGGAAUCAAAUAGAGACUCUCCCCCAUCAGUUUCAGGCACCUGGUCCAAAGACAGCUCCUGCUUAUGGCAGCCGUUUUGAGCACCGUCAUGCCUUCCAGCAACGUCUGAUUGAGGAGCAGAGGCAGCAGCUUCAGAAACAGCAAGAGCUGAUCUUUGAACUGCAGCAAAAUCAGAGGCUGGGCAGAGCUAAAGAAGAGGCAGUGCAAGCCACAGCUGUAACUCAGCUGCUUAACAACUCUGCUUUGCAAACCAGGGAGGAAGAACAGAAGGGGGAAAAACAAUUCAGAGUCAUGAAUACAACCCAUUUGAGUCCACCUGGUUCUCAUGGGCCAGAAAACACAAGGGCAGUGAUGGAAGGCAGGAGACCCUCCAGCCAGCUGGCUUCAAUUCAUCCCAUAGUGAAAGCUAUGGAGGAGAGAGCAAUUCAGCGGGCAGAACGGAGGAAGAAACUGGAAGAAGCCAAACAACGAAGACAAGAGGAAAAACUGGCCCAGCUGAAGGCUGAAGAGGAAGCACGACAGAGAAAGGAGGCUGAGGAAAAGGAAGCUCAGCAGGAAAGACGACGGGAGGAGAGAAGGCAGCAGAAGCUGAAAGAGCUGGAGAAGCAGAGGAAGCUGCAGAAAGAGCAGCAGCUCCAGAAAAAGGCCAGAGAUCACUAUGAGAACGUCCUGCUGAGAAAGCUGGGAAUGGUGCCAUGGAAAAAGCUGAGGGAGCAAGCCAAGGCAAAUCUGCUACUGGCACAAAAGCACCACUGCUUGGGCUUGCAGAGAAAAUGCCUGAUGGCUUGGCUCCAGCAUACCCAGGAGAGCCUCAUGGAGAAGGUGUCUCAGGCUGAGGAUUUCUACUCCCAUGUGUUGCUGAGACGGGGCUUCAGGAACUGGCUAAAGUAUAUGGAUUUUCUUUCCAAUCUGGAGGAGAGAAUGAGUACCCUCCACGCAGCCUGCCUCAUGAGGAAGUACUUCUGGGCAUGGUUUGAUCUUACCAUGGAGGAAAAAAGUACCUUAUGGGAGAAACUGAAGAUUGCUACUGAACACAGUAACAAGAGACUCAGGCUGAAUGCAUUCCAGGCAUGGAGACAGUACCCAUUACUGGUGAAAAAGGAAAGAGAGAGAGAGGAAAGGAGAAAUCAGCUACGCAGGAGAGUAGCUGAAAUUCUCCCUGACUUCCAAACAUGACAGAAGAAGAGUCAAAGGAGGCUGAGAAAGGGGAUGAAAAGACGGAUUCUGUUCAGUGCUAUGUUCCUACUCACUGAAACAAAUCCAAGGGGAAGUCCUGUCCAGUGCAAAGGGUCGUACAGCCAAAGAAAGCUCCCUGGGACCACUGCUGUUGUAUACCAAGCGUAUCUGGAAACUUACCUGAUGGCUUCACUCUGCACUUCAGAGGAUUAUUCCCCACAAGCUCCUCGUCUUCUGAAUACUCCAUAGGGCUGUCUUGGCUGGUGGCAGUGAGGCCUAGUUAACCAACACCUAGCACAGGGUGUGCUUCAUGCCAACACCAUUCCCACACGCAAAGCUGCAGCACUGACACAAACCCUCCUCCACCACAGGACGAACAGAACUGAACUGCACUUAUUUUUCCUUAAGCAGUAACCUGGUGCUUUUCUGUUGCCAGUACCCUGUAGGGGUGACACAGCUUGAGCAGGGAGCCAACAGACCCAACUGUCAGCUGACCCCUAACCACUACUGUGAACUUGGCCACCCAGAGAACAGCUUCUAGCUAACUGUGCCAGGGAAGCUUGGAUGGGAGGAGAAGAAGGAAGAGCUAUUUAUGUAAAUGAUAUAUGCUAUCAGUCCACAUCCCAGCAUUGCAUAUGGACAAUCUAAAACCUGGAUUAUUUUUCAAGGGGCUGCAUAGUUCACAGCACUGGCCAGCUCACAAGCACAGUGCUUUGGAUUUUGGUGGCAAGUGGUGAUUCCAAGUUUAUGAGCCUCUAUCUUCUUGUCAUUUAAAUCUUUUUCAAGCUGGUUAACUGUGGUAUUUAAGGAUGUAUUGUAUAAGUCUGUCUGGGCCUUUUCACUUGACCCAACACUUCAAAAAAACCCCCAAAAAUCCAAAAGAAAGGCAAGCUGUAUAUAAGCCAAAAGCUGACAUUAUUAAAAUUAAAGUUUCUUACCCCUGUUUAAUGGCAUUACCCUAUCAGCAGUGUGCUGCAGGUUAAGAUACAGCAUGUCUUAGCAACAGCAUAAGGCAGGAAUCUGGAAUUGCUUCCCCCUCAUAACAGGAUAGGCAAAGUUCUCUCCAAAAGCAUUUGGCAGUACAGUAAGCACUUAGGUAACACCAAGAAGAAGAUGCUCUGCUGUUAUUCAUUGUAUUGGAUUAAUUUUUAACUCCUGUAUAUGCAUUGAAAAUUUCCAAUAAACCCAAACCUGA
This is a messenger RNA of Apus apus (common swift), 3922 nucleotides long. RefSeq names its product coiled-coil domain containing 191 (gene CCDC191). Gene Ontology annotation, molecular function: phosphatase binding. Lineage: Eukaryota; Metazoa; Chordata; Aves; Apodiformes; Apodidae. The transcript has 17 exons. Bases 13 to 2727 code for a protein of 904 amino acids. The record is from RefSeq and is a predicted model, not a curated record.